Acanthosepion pharaonis is the source of this 2859-nucleotide messenger RNA. The record is from the annotation of a GenBank genome assembly. NCBI's taxonomy places the organism in Eukaryota, Metazoa, Mollusca, Cephalopoda, Sepiida, Sepiidae.
AUGUCUGACUGCGAAGCAAACAAAAUUGUCAAUAUCUAUCUAUCUAUCUAUCUAUCUAUCUAUCUAUCUAUCUAUUCAUUAUUUAUCUACUAUUUAUCUACUAUCUAUUUAUCUAUUUCAGUUCGUUUCUAUCUAUCUAUCUAUCUAUCUAUCUAUCUAUCUAUCUAUCUAUCUAUCGAUCGAUCGAUCUAUCUAUUCACCUUUCUCUCUCAUUCCUCUGUCUUUCUUAUCUGUUCAUAUCUAUCUAUCUAUCUAUCUAUCUAUCUAUCUAUCUAUCUAUCUAUCUAUCUCAGUCUGUUCACAUCUCUCUCUCUCUGUAACCAUCUGUUAAUAUCUAUCUAUCUAUCUAUCUAUCUAUCUAUCUAUCUAUCUAUCUAUGUCUUCAUUAUUUAUCUACUAUCUAUUUAUCUAUUUCAGUCCGUUUCUAUCUAUCUAUCUAUCUAUCUAUCUAUCUAUCUAUCUAUCUAUCUCAGUCCGUUUCUAUCUAUCUAUCUAUCUAUCUAUCUAUCUAUCUAUCUAUCGCAGUCUAUUCACCUUUUGCUCUCAUUUCUCUCCCAUUUUUUCUUUCUUUCUCUCUCUCUCUCUCUCUCUAUAUAUAUAUAUAUAUAUAUAUAUCAAUAUUUCAAUAUCUAUCUUAUCUGUUCACAUAUCUCUGUAUAUCCAUCUGUUGAUAUCUAUCUAUCUAUCUAUCUAUCUAUCUAUCUAUCUAUCUAUCUAUCUAUCUAUCUAUCUAUCUAUCUCAGUCUGUUCUUUAUCUAUCUAUCUAUCUAUCUAUCUAUCUAUCUAUCUAUCUAUCUAUCUAUCUAUCUCAGUCUGUUCUUUAUCUAUCUAUCUAUCUAUCUAUCUAUCUAUCUAUCUAUCUAUCCAUUCAUGUAUCUUUAUCUAUCUCAUCUGUUCUUUAUCUAUCUAUCUAUCUAUCUAUCUAUCUCAGUCUGUUCUUUAUCUAUCUAUCUAUCUAUCUAUCUAUCUAUCUAUCUAUCUAUCUCAGUCUGUUCUUUAUCUAUCUAUCUAUCUAUCUAUCUAUCUAUCUAUCUAUCUAUCUCAGUCUCUUCAUUAUCUAUCAUUCAUCUAUCUAUCUAUCUAUCUAUCUAUCUAUCUAUCUAUCUAUCUCAGUCUCUUCAUUAUCUAUCUAUCUAUCUAUCUAUCUAUCUAUCUAUCUAUCUAUCCCCUCUCAAACUUUCUUAUUUCUUCAUUGAUUUUCUUCUUCUCCUUUCUUCCUUCUCUUUCAUUCUUUCUGUCUUUAUUACUAUUUUUUUUAUCUCUCUUCUCUUAUUUCUUCUUUUUCAUAAUAAUUCUUUCUUUCUUUCUUUCUUUCUCAUAUGGUCAUUUUCUGUCUGGCUGUUUCUUUCUUUCUUUUUCUUUUCUCUUUCUUUUCUUCUUUCUCAAUCAUCGGUUUUCUUUCUUCAUCCUUUCUUUGACAACUUCUUUCUUUUUUUAAAAAGUCAUCUUACUUCUUUUACUCUUCCUUUAUUUGUUUCUUUCUUUAUUUCUUUCUUUCUUUCUUUUUUUCUUUCUUUCUUUUCCUGUCCUAUGUUUUCCUCUUCUUUCUUUCUUUCUUUCUUUCUUUCUUUCUUUCUUUCUUUCUUUCUUUCUUUCUUUCUUUUCCUGUCCUAUGUUUUCCUCUUCUUUCUUUCUUUCUUUCUUUCUUUCUUUCUUUCUUUCUUUCUUUCUUUCUUUCUUUUCCUGUCCUAUGUUUUCCUCUUCUUUCUUUCUUUCUUUCUUUCUUUCUUUCUUUCUUUCUUUCUUUCUUUCUUUUCCUGUCCUAUGUUUUCCUCUUCUUUCUUUCUUUCUUUCUUUCUUUCUUUCUUUCUUUCUUUCUUUCUUUCUUUCUUUCUUUCUAUUUUCAACGACUUCCUUCUUUAUCAGUCUUACUUUGUUUCUUUUUUACUUCGUUUCUGUCUUUCUCAGUCAUCUUUUUUUCCUCUUUUCAAUGAUUUCUUUUUUUUAUGGGCCAUGAUUUUUUAUUCUUUCUUUGUUUCUUUGAUUCUUUCUUUUUCUUUCUCUGUUUCUUUAUUUGUUUUCUUUCUCGGACAUCUUUCUCUUUACAACGACUUUUUUCUUUUCUUUAUCAGUCAGUUCUUUUUUUACUCUUUAUUUUUUUCUUACUUUCUUUGUUUCUUUCUAUUUUCUUUCUCAGACCUCUUUUUACUCUUUUCAACGACUUCCUUCUUUUCUUCAUCAGUCAUUUUUUUUUUACACUUUGUUUUUUACUUUCCUUCUUUCUCAAUCAUCUGUUUUCUUUCUUUCUUUGACAACUUCUUUCUUUUAUUUAUAAGUCGGCUUAAUUCUUUUACUCUUUCUUUCUUGGUCAUCUUUCUUUCCCUUUUGAACAACUUCCUUCUUAUUUUUAUCGGUCAAUUUUUAAAAAUCAUUUUUGUUCGUUUCUUAAUUUCUUUCUUUGUUUAUUUCUCGGCCAUCUUUCUUUCUCUUUUGAACAACUUCCUUAUCUUUAUCAGUCAAUUUUUAAAAAAAUCUUUUUUUGUUCGUUUCUUACUUUCUUUCUUUGUUUAUUUCUCAGCCAUCUUUCUUUCUCUUUUGAACAACUUCCUUAUCUUUAUCAUCAGUUUUGUAAAACCUUUUUUGUUCGUUUCUGACUUUCUUUCUUUCUUUCUUUCUUUCUUUCUUUCUUUCUUUCUUUCUUUCUUUCUCGGCCAUCUUUCUUUCUCUUUUCAACAACUUCCUUCUUAUCUUUAUCAGUCAAUUUUUAAAAAAAUCUUUUUUUGUUCGUUUCUUACUUUCUUUCUUUGUUUCUUUCUCGGCCAUCUUUCUUUCUCUUUUCAACAACUUCCUUCCUGUCUUCAUCAGUCAAUUUUCUUUAUUCUUUGUUUGUUUCAUCUAAUCCGUCGUUUUAGUAUAUAA